AUGCAGCUGGAGAAGAAUGAUUACUCGAGUCAGGCGAUAACAGCGUCUCCACCUGGCCACGACUCCAAACACCCUUCUGCCGACUUUUCAGAGAAGACGUCGUCCGGGAAUGACCCUGCCGGCGACGAACCGGUCAACACUGACCCCGAGCAAGCACCACCGGCACGCAGAGAGGUAGAACCUCCCCCGGAUGGUGGUUAUGGCUGGCUCUGUGUGCUGUGCGUCUUUUUGGUCAAUGCCCAUACUUGGGGAAUCAAUAUCGUAUGGUAUAUUUUUGGCACAUUAUAUGGACACAAAUACAUUUCCGGGGCAUCAGACCUAGACUUUGCCUUUGUCGGAGGCCUUUCGCUCAGUAUGGCCCAGUUCAUCGCUCCCGUCGCAACCAUCACUACUCGGAAAUGGGGGACAAGGACUACCUUGACGAUAGGAGUUAUACUACAGAGCGCAGCAUUAUUAGGAGCGUCAUGGGCGACCGAGAUUUGGCAAUUGUUUCUAAGUCAGGCCUUGUGUUUUGGAUUCGGGAUGGGAAUGCAAUUCAGUGGUACGGUUGGUAUCAUCCCUCAGUGGUUCAGCCGCCGACGCUCCCUUGCAAACGGGAUUGGAACGGCGGGAUCAGGGAUUGGCGGCCUGAUUUAUUCGUUGGCUACAAGUGCCAUGAUUCAGAGAUGGGGUACUGGCUGGGCUUUCCGGAUCUUGGCUAUAGUAUCAGCUGCUGCGUGCGGCAUCUCCGCUAUCCUUAUAAGGGAUCGGAAUAUGGCCAUUGGAGCUGUCCAAAUUGCCUUCCAUGCCAGUCUUUUGAAAAGACCAGAGUUUCUGCUCACUUUGGCCUGGGGUUGUUUUAGCGUGCUGGGCUAUGUGGCCCUUCUUUUUUCGAUCCCCAGCUACGCAAGCACCGUGGGGCUUACCGUAUCUCAAGGCUCGAUUCUUGGUGCCAUGUUCAAUCUUGGAGGAGGCCUUGGCCGACCAGCCAUAGGGUACGUCAGCGAUAGUUUUGGACCAGUUAACACCGCAGCCGUUUGUACCUUCCUGGCUGGCCUCUUUUCUCUGACAAUCUGGAUCUUUGCCAAAGGUUUUGGGGUCCUCAUCUUCUAUGCUUUGGUUGGCGGCGUUGUUGCCCCAACUUUCACGACUACCGUUGCUCCGGUGGCUACCGAGGUUGUGGGAUUGCAAGUCCUACCAUCUGCCUUGUCUAUACUCUGGCUUUCGGUGGUCAUACCGAGCACAUUUGCCGAACCGAUCGCCCUUUGGUUACGGACCGACAACGGAACCAAUUUUCUGCAUGCCCAGAUAUUUACUGGCUUUAUGUAUAUGGGAGCAGCUAUCUGCCUCUGGUUUGUGCGAGCGUGGAAGAUAACAGACCUGAAGUCGCAAAAGACUGGUGCUGAAGCCGAGGUCAGGGACGAUGAUGCCGUGGUGGCCAGGACAGUGAGCAGAGUUCCUAGUGUGAUGAGCAAGGCAAAGGCUGCGAAGGGAUUGUUCACAGUGGCAAAGGUAUAA
This is a messenger RNA of Aspergillus novofumigatus IBT 16806, 1497 nucleotides long. RefSeq names its product MCT family MFS transporter. Gene Ontology annotation, biological process: transmembrane transport. Gene Ontology annotation, molecular function: transmembrane transporter activity. Bases 1 to 1497 code for a protein of 498 amino acids. The transcript has 2 exons. Lineage: Eukaryota; Fungi; Ascomycota; Eurotiomycetes; Eurotiales; Aspergillaceae. The record is from RefSeq and is a predicted model, not a curated record.